AUGAAAGAUCCUGAAGAUGGGGAUAAUGUAGAAAAAUACAGUGAUAACAACGAUGAACUGUCGGACGGAAAAGAACGAUGGUCUUGCCCAGCCUGUUGUAAACAGGGACGAGUUACCCGAAGCGGAUCCACCUCUUCCACAUGCGGUGCUCGUUCAGAAACCACUGCUCCUUUACAACCAGAUCAGUCUACCCCUACCGACACUCUCACCCUUAUACUUAACCACUUAUCAACUAUGGCCAGUGACAUAAAGGAUAUUAAGAACUCUCAAUCUCAACUCAGAACUGAUGUUGCUUAUUGUAGAAACUUGCUACAGCAACAUUCGGACUCGAUCUCUCGGCAUGUUGACUUAAUAGCGGCCUGCGAAACCAACAUACAAAUAUCCAGGUUACUCAAAGAGAGCUGUCUUCUAACAUUGCUAAUAUUGAAUCGAGACUUGCAAGAUCUAUGGAGACGAUGCCCUCAGGCAACGGCGCUUCUUCUACCCCUAUUGCCCCAAGCUCCCAAGUUGAGACAAUGGAGUUAUUUAGACGUUCCCACAAUAUCAUUCUGA
Messenger RNA from Acanthoscelides obtectus, 552 nucleotides. Lineage: Eukaryota; Metazoa; Arthropoda; Insecta; Coleoptera; Chrysomelidae. The record is from the annotation of a GenBank genome assembly.